Molecule: messenger RNA, 3717 nt
Organism: Hypanus sabinus (Atlantic stingray)
Lineage: Eukaryota; Metazoa; Chordata; Chondrichthyes; Myliobatiformes; Dasyatidae
Product: hippocampus abundant transcript 1 protein-like
Exons: 12
Coding region: 78-1637 (519 amino acids)
Biological process (GO): transmembrane transport
Cellular component (GO): membrane
Molecular function (GO): transmembrane transporter activity
Source: RefSeq, a predicted model, not a curated record
GCCGUCACGUGAGGGCGGCGCAGGCCCGGGGGGAGGCGACGGCGGCGGCGAUGUAGCGGCCGGGGUUCGGCAGUUCGAUGAGUGACAGCGCCGAGCCGCCGCGGAGCUCAGCGGGCCGUGCCGUCCCCCCGCCGGGAGAGCAGCGAGCCGAGGGCGGCGAGUGCCUCGCAGCCCUGGUAAAAUGUGACAGGAUGACACAGGAGAAAAAGCGAACCAGCCGCACCGUCACGCUGGCUAAAAAGAUUAUCAUGAGAGAUCCAUCUGCACAACAUGGAAUUGGGCGGCCUAGUGUUUAUCAUGCAGUAGUCGUCAUCUUUUUAGAAUUCUUUGCCUGGGGACUGUUAACUACUCCAAUGCUAACAGUUUUGCAUGAAACCUUUCCUAAGCAUACAUUUUUAAUGAAUGGCCUUAUUCAGGGUGUAAAGGGGUUCUUAUCAUUUAUGAGUGCUCCAUUAAUAGGUGCUUUGUCUGAUGUGUGGGGAAGAAGAUCAUUUCUUUUGUUAACGGUGUUCUUCACAUGUGUCCCAAUUCCAUUAAUGAUAAGGCCAUGGUGGUAUUUUGCUAUUAUUUCAGUGUCCGGAAUUUUUGCAGUCACUUUUUCAGUGAUAUUUGCAUACGUAGCUGACAUUACACAAGAGCACGAGAGGAGUACAGCAUAUGGACAAGUAUCAGCAACCUUUGCAGCAAGCUUGGUAAUUAGUCCUGCCAUUGGUGCUUAUCUUUCUAGUAAAUAUGGAGAUGAUCUGGUGGUACAUGUGGCCACUGUAAUUGCAGCAUUGGACAUCUGUUUUAUCUUGGUGGCUGUGCCUGAAUCUCUCCCCGAAAAGGUUCGACCAGCUUCACGAGGAUCAGCUUUCUCAUGGGAGCAAGCAGACCCUUUCUCUUCCUUGAAGAAGGUUGGGAAGGACACCACUGUGCUGCUAAUCUGCAUAACUGUGUUUCUCUCGUACCUGCCUGAAGCUGGACAGUACUCCAGCUUUUUCCUUUAUCUUAGACAGGUUAUAGAUUUUUCUCCUGGGAAUCUUGCAGCCUUUAUAGCUGUGGUGGGAAUCCUCUCUAUAAUAGCACAGACUGUAUUCCUUGGUAUCCUAAUGAGGUCCAUUGGUAAUAAGAACACAGUUCUUCUUGGUCUUGGAUUUCAAAUGUUGCAACUAGCUUGGUAUGGCUUUGGAUCCCAGCCCUGGAUGAUGUGGGCAGCCGGAGCUGUAGCAGCAAUGUCCAGUAUUACUUUUCCAGCAAUAAGUGCUCUGGUUUCAACCAAUGCAGAUUCUGAUCAGCAAGGUGUUGUCCAAGGCAUGAUCACAGGAAUCAGAGGAUUGUGCAAUGGCCUCGGACCUGCUCUGUAUGGAUUUAUUUUCUACCUGUUCCAUGUGGAGCUGGAUGCAGUCCCUGACAAAACAGUUAAUGUGCAAACUUCCAAAAUAGAGGAAUCAAUUAUCCCUGGACCACCUUUCUUAUUUGGAGCCAUUACAGUCCUGGUAGCUUUUUUGGUUGCCUUAUUUAUCCCUGAGCACAACAUGUCUGGUAAAGCCAAUAACGUGAGGAAGCAUAGCAUCAAUCUCGGCAACAUUCCCACCACUCCUCCCGUUGGCAGUGAUGAGGACAAUGAGCCGCUGCUGCGGGACAGUAGUGUAUGAAGGGACCAGCUUUAUGGCAUUGAAGGAAAAUAAACAGAUCCAAACAAAGAACAAUCUGUUAAAUGCAAUAGAACUACUGGUCAUUGAAAAACCAAAGGGAGUCAUUUUGAAGAAGGACUUUAAGGUCCGUGAAAGUCGAUGUACCAGGAUGCUUUUAUUGCAAGCUACUUGAACAAAUGUUUCCAGCACUGCCAGUUCUUCAAGUACUUGUUUGAAGUGUUAUCCUGAUGGUGGUAAUUCCAGUUUAGUUGACUAAUCGAUGCUCAGAUAAUUUUGGAGAAAGAUGCAUUCAGAUUCACAUCUCAGGGUUGUAACUUGUGCAUCAGUGGAAAGGGACAAUAUUUUGUACAUGUUAAUCCGAUCAGUUUAUUACCCCAGAAUAAUGAACUCUCGGAUUUCAGUUUUGUUACAUCUGUCUGCAAAUAAUGUAGACUGCUAACCCCUCAACAACAACACAAUCUACUGUAACAGACUGCAUUCAUUUCACAUCACAUUUAUUUGUGUUCAGUCCCUUUUCUCCACAAAGUGGAGCUGAAACAAAGGGAAAGGAUCUGAAUAGUGAUGUAUGUAUUGAUCUUUGAAGACGGCUAUGCAACUCAUAAGUUCAGUUAACUUGGCAAACUUUAGAAGAAUGCAAACUUUGAAACUGCAGCCCAACAUUCCCACAGCCUACAAAUUUGAGCAAAAUAUAUCGUGAGAAUGUGAAGCUCACUAUUUUGGUGACUAUUUGCAGAUGAAGAAUUCCCUUUAGAACCAUAGUGGUUACAUUAAAUGAGCUAUCAUUUUUUUUGUGUUAAAAUGCCAGGCAAUUUAACUGUCUGUAAUUAAAGAAAUACUAGUUUCUUUAGAGUUUUAUAUGGAUAGUUAAAUGAGCAUUUUAAGGCUUGUAUAAAUCCUAUGGCAGUGGCUUGAAGAAUCCAAUUUAUUGCUUUUACUUUAAGGUACAAAUAAAAUUUGACCUGUGAAAGUAACUACAGUUUUGUAAAAAAGAACAAUAUUAAUUAUCUAAUCAUACUAUUUUUGACAAAAUUUAUAUUUAACAUUUAAAACAAAGUAUAAUGGGGAAUAUAGAGAAACCUUUUGUACUCGUGAAAAGCUGCCUAUUAUUAAAAGUCCAAAUGGUUUUACUAAAACUGAAAAAAGUUGUCCAGUUUAGCAGAAUAACAAUGUCUUUGUUCUUUCCUUGCACUUGGCCUCAGCUGCUAACUGUGCACAGCCUCAAACACAUUAAUCUGCUACCUCAGCUUUAGCCUAUAUGCAGCUUCAUAGGCCUGCUCAUAUCCACCCUUCUUCGCUCUUGUGCUUUAGGGCUCUAGCCUGUAUGAAUGAUAUUCAGUUUGAACUUUGGUUCUGAGAUGUUCUCUUGGCAUGUACAAAAACUUCUUCCCUGAUGUUUAUGAAACUCCUGUUUAUUAUGUUUGAAAGAUGCACGCUUCUGAUGAAAAAUUAUUGAUCCAAAUGUACACAAAUAUACUGUUGGAUGAAAUUGUUUCAUUAAUUUAAUAUUUUAAUCAUAAAAGUCUGAUUGGUAAAAUGAUCAUUAAAUUUAACUAUGGAAAUUGGUAAACAUUUUUGUAAUUGUUACUGUAAACCAUGGCUUUUUUUUUGGGUAAACUUUUUCAAAUGAAUCAUCCUUAAUUAGUUUUUGUGGUCUGAUAAGCAGUGAAGAUCUGCCUACCCUCCCAAAAAUAUCAUCUCCAAAAACACAUAUUUCAAUAUUGCCUGUUGUUUACUUGUGAAACCAAUACAGAAACUAAAUGCUCCCCCUUGAAAUCUGUUUUUUUUUAAAAUUCAUAUAUAUAUAUAAUGUUUCCAUGAUUCUUGGUGGUCUUUGUCUUCAAAUACAAACUGAAGAAAUGCACUGAACAAAGUUAUUUUGGGAUUAUAGCACAUAUUAAAAUGAGGUGAUCAUCUACUUAAUUUCUGUUUAUUGGGUUAAGAACAAAUAUGGGGAAAGGCAAAAGCCUAAGUUAUGACUCUCCACAAUUGCAUUUGCUAUCUUUAAAAGUACUUAGUGAAGUGUGAUUUUUCUAAUUGGUGUUACUGAAACAGCUCAACUGGCAUCCCUAAAAAUAUUAUU